Messenger RNA from Homalodisca vitripennis (glassy-winged sharpshooter), 1617 nucleotides. RefSeq names its product alpha-tocopherol transfer protein-like. Gene Ontology annotation, molecular function: phosphatidylinositol bisphosphate binding. The record is from RefSeq and is a predicted model, not a curated record. Bases 468 to 1397 code for a protein of 309 amino acids. Gene Ontology annotation, cellular component: membrane. The transcript is spliced from 7 exons. Lineage: Eukaryota; Metazoa; Arthropoda; Insecta; Hemiptera; Cicadellidae.
AUGGCGUCAGCACAACAAUUCCGAUGCCGGUUCAACCCAAUCGUAUGGAUAAAUUAUUAAGUUAUAUCAAUCAACAACAUGAAUGAUUCUACAGAUCUACAAUACACAAGAUAAAAUAACUCUUCCCUGUUUAAAGUGAUUCAACAUUCAGUCUUAACUUAAGUUUCUUACGAGUGUACAUUUAGGGGAGUCAUUGUUUGAUCAAUUAUCAGCCCAUCUCGCCAAUCCACGGCCUUGCCCACAAUGAUAUCGUUUGUAAGCGGAAGAACGCUGCCUCGUCGCGAUCGUAACUUGUGACGUCACAGCUGAUGUCAGAGUCCCGCCUUGCGGUGUUACUUCACAGACCUUAUCACUGACCUCAAGCGCCCAGCCGCACACCGCACUGGACAGACAGAGGCCGGCCGCGCUAUCUUGUGGUGCGAACACUGGACUACAUUUCGCUUCAUCAGACUAAGUACAUCCAAGCGAUGGAGCUAACUCCACCCACAAAGGAACAACUGGAGAGGAUAUUUAAGGAUAUCAACUUGAACUCUAGUCAACUCCAAAGAGAUACAAAAUCUUUAAAAGACUGGUUGUUGUCCCAGCCUCACCUCCCGCAUGACUUGGAUGACAGAAUGCUAACCACUUUCAUUGUUGGGUGCAAGAACAGUCUAGAACGCUCCAAGCAGAUCUUGGAUGCUUAUCUCUCCAAUAGAACAUCUUGCCCAGAGUUCUACAGUAGCAGAGAUCCCUGCGAUCCCACCUUUCGUCAACGGAACAAAUUUUUUCAGUAUAUUGUCUUGCCGGGAAUGACACCAGAAGGUUAUCGAGUAUCCAUCUAUCGGAUGAAUCCUGUACCAGACGAUGGAAACGACUUCAACCUUACAACAAACGCCAUCAAAGUCCUGUCCUCGUACGAUGUGAGAUUCCAUGAGGACAACUACUGGGCAGGAGACAUCAUCAUCAUCGACUGUAGACACUUCACCUUCCGACAGUUGCAAGCUGUCACUCUGCCAGUGCUCAAGAAAUACGUACACUGCGGUAAUGAGAGUUUACCAGUGAGAUACAAGAAGAUCAUAUUUAUCAACCUUUCUUCAAUCAUAGAACCUGUACUCAGCAUUGUAAAACGAAUCUUGAAACAAAAGUUUGUACAAAGGAUGAUAACAACAACAGAAGACUAUCCUUUCCUAUUUGAUCAUGUACCAAGAGAGAUGUUACCUGAUGAAUAUGGAGGAUCAGCUGGUCAGGUUGAUAGUCUUAAUGAUUCCUGGCAGCAAAAGGUAGAAAGCUAUCAAGAGUGGUUUCUCCAAGACAUGAAACGAAAAGUGGAUGAAAGCAAGAGGCCGGAGAAGAGUGUCUACAAACCGAAACAACUUUUUGGAAUAGAGGGCUCAUUCAAGACACUUACAAUAGACUAAAUUUAAAAAUACUGAUAUUCGUCUAUCCGUUUGUCUGAAUAAUGUACACUGUACAUUUGCAAAUGUAUCUUCUUACAUAAAUUUAAUAAAUUUUGAAGUAAUUAUUUGAGUACAGUUAAGAGUUACCAACAACGAUAUAUAACACCUUAAUAAACAAUUUUAUUGUAAUAAAAUGUGGUAAUGAGAUAUCUCAAUUAUACAUAUAUGUUUUAUUACAUAA